Ruditapes philippinarum (Manila clam) is the source of this 953-nucleotide messenger RNA. Its product is annotated as phospholipase A and acyltransferase 3-like. Gene Ontology annotation, molecular function: A2-type glycerophospholipase activity; glycerophospholipid phospholipase A1 activity. Gene Ontology annotation, biological process: N-acylphosphatidylethanolamine metabolic process. The record is from RefSeq and is a predicted model, not a curated record. The transcript is spliced from 5 exons. Gene Ontology annotation, cellular component: cytoplasm. Bases 253 to 861 code for a protein of 202 amino acids. NCBI's taxonomy places the organism in Eukaryota, Metazoa, Mollusca, Bivalvia, Venerida, Veneridae.
UGUAUGCAUAACAUAGUUAAAGAUAAGACAUGUAAGAAGAUUAAUAUGUGAUUUAUAUAAAAAUAAACAGUAACUCCUUGAUAAAGAGGGGUUUAACCCCUCGAAACGUUGGAGAUAGAAAAGUUUGUGUAGUAGAUAAUUAUAAAUUAACUGUUUCCGGAUUGAAUAUAGGAUAAUUGAUUUAACUCCCAUGUCAGAGUUGGAUGAUUACAUACAGGUACAGAGCGUGCAUGUCGCUAAAAUCACAGAGCUAUGACAAUGUACAGUCAUAACGUUAGAGAGCUGAAUACCCUAAAGAAGGGAGAUCUUGUGGAGUUUGAUAGAGGCUUAUAUUCACACUGGGCUGUUUAUGCAGGUGAUGGGUUAGUUAUUCACAUGACAGGUGAUAGUAAAGAAAGUUUAAAUGCAAGUGUCAGCAACUCUGGAUGUUUUUUUACAAUCUGUGGUCAAACUUUCGCAAAAGCUUAUGUGCAAAUCGAUGACUUUAAGAAAGUAGCGGCUGGCAGUAAAGUCUACAAAAAUAAUAACAAAGACAGAGAACAAUGCCCUGAUGCUGCAGAUGUCAUUAUAAAACGGGCUCUGGCUAAGCUUGGCGAAAUAAAAUACAAUAUCCUGUGGAGUAAUUGUGAACAUUUUGCCACUUAUUGUAGAUAUGGAGUUCCUACAAGUAAACAAGCGAAUUCUGUCAUCGAAAAGGCGAUUAUAGGGACAGGGGUAAUAGCUAUUACAGGUAUAACUUUAGCUCUGCAACGCUUUGUACCAAAAGAGAUACUAGAUGAUGCUGCAACUAUCAUACAAGGCCUUGAUAUCUUUCUGGAAGACAGGACCAGAAAGCGUGAACGUAGAAACGAUAAAUUAUGACGUCACCAUACCUCUUUUAAAAGAUCACCAGUGUUGAAUGUUUCCAUUAUAAACUUAGACAUAUACAAUAAAACAGUUGUUUUUUCAUAAGA